UCCAGGCAUCUUAGUCCCACACGCUCUGAUAUUUCCCUUUUCCUUCUCCCUCCCUCCACCCAUCUGUCCAUCUCUCUCUCUCUCUCUCUCUCUCUCUCUCUAUCUCUCUAUAUAUAUGUCUAGUUCUAUGGUAAGGUAGAAGAUGGCAACCGGCAAGGCAGCCGGAGGGCCGCCACGGCCGAAUCUGGAGUGCUGCAUGUGCGGAGAUUACGGACUCUCUUCUGAGCUCUUCAACUGCAAAGUCUGCCAAUUCAGAUCUCAACACCGGUACUGUAGCAAUCUGUACCCCGGAGCCGAGUCCUACAGGGUCUGCAAUUGGUGCCUGAAGGAAGAAGCGACGGAGAAAACCCAGAACCAUAACUCCUCCGAUUCGUCGCCGUCGCGCCGGAGCGGCGGCGGAGGAGAUGACAAGGCGAUCAAGACCAAGAAGAAGAAUGGCGGAAGCGACGGUAAUCAUGGAGGUCUGAAGCGUCAGAAAGGUGCUUUGAUGUUGCAGCAGGCCGGCAGCCCCAUCAAGAAGAAACAAGCGUCGCCGGAGGGGUCGCCGUCGCCGUCUGGGGCUGCGGCUGCCCAGAAAAGAGCAGCCGCAGCCGCCGCCGGUAGUCUGAAGGAGAGGCUGAGGAGGACCAAGUCAGAUCAGGAUAUAGCGGCUGGAAGGAUCACCAAGCCCGUGUAUAGGAAUAAGGUGAGACGGUACAAGCUCUUGGAUGAGGUCUCAAGUCAAUGACUCUUCCUUAAUUAUGUGAGGCCCUGUGCUGAUGAUGUAUAUGCUUAUGCUUUUCUUUUUGUUUUUGUCUCUAACUCUUGAUGGUCCCAAAUUGAGUGCAAAGUUAAUUUAUGAUUCCAAGUA
This is a messenger RNA of Diospyros lotus (date-plum), 850 nucleotides long. RefSeq lists its product as uncharacterized. The coding region runs from base 143 to 727 and encodes 194 amino acids. NCBI's taxonomy places the organism in Eukaryota, Viridiplantae, Streptophyta, Magnoliopsida, Ericales, Ebenaceae. The transcript is spliced from 2 exons. The record is from RefSeq and is a predicted model, not a curated record.